Molecule: messenger RNA, 924 nt
Organism: Blumeria graminis f. sp. triticale
Lineage: Eukaryota; Fungi; Ascomycota; Leotiomycetes; Helotiales; Erysiphaceae
Source: the annotation of a GenBank genome assembly
AUGUCUAACUAUCGACCGGGCCACGAACUAGGACACGAUCCCUAUAUAAGCUAUGCGUCGCAUUCCCAUCAUAACACUGAUGAGCGUGUUUAUGUUCCCCAUGCCUCCGAUACUCGACAUGAAAGUCUCAACUCUAUCGAUGAACCCCACCUUGGAGCGCAUUCACACACUCAUCAUCGACACCAAACACCAGCCGUCCAUAACCAACCUCACUCCAUCUAUACAGAACAUGAGAUGGCUCACCCCUCUUCUCAAUUUGGCAGUAGUAACAGUGUUGGUGGUGGUGCUAGUGGUGGCGGGCCGAGGAUGAUAUACGGUCCGCCGCGGCCGAUGCAACUAUCCUUGGGGAUUAAGCGACAGCGGCCUUCCGAUCUAGAGCUAGAGGUUAGUAGCAUGUCUAGCCAACAGAUUCAUCAUGGAGUAAUUCAAAAUACCCAGGCUCAAAUACCCCAGAAACCUACAGUAUUUCAUGGUCAGACAAUACAGGCAUAUCAUACCCAUCCCCUUCCGAAUCAGGGUCAUCAAUCUAAAAUACCUCGUCUGAGUGAAGAUGAAUCUAUAGCUGGACCCAGUGCACCGAGUGUUGUUGGGAUGGAAGGGAUGCCAUCACCCGCUCCAAGACCCCGAGGUCCCAAGUUGAAGUUUACACCAGAAGAUGAUGCACUACUAGUUGAUUUGAAGGAAAUUAAAUCCUUAACGUGGAAACAGAUUGCAGACUUUUUUCCUGGUCGAUCAUCGGGCACAUUACAGGUCCGAUAUUGCACAAAACUUAAGGCAAAAAGCACUCAAUGGACCGAAGAAACGGUCCAAAAACUUCGGACAGCAUUACAUGAUUACGAGCAGGAGAAAUGGCGGAUUGUCGCACAGAAAGUAGGUACUGGAUUCACAUCAGCCGCAUGUAAAGAAAAGGCUGCCGAAUUAUAG